Messenger RNA from Hypomesus transpacificus, 2312 nucleotides. RefSeq names its product cyclin-dependent kinase-like 1. Gene Ontology annotation, biological process: protein phosphorylation. Bases 452 to 1582 code for a protein of 376 amino acids. Gene Ontology annotation, cellular component: nucleus. The record is from RefSeq and is a predicted model, not a curated record. Gene Ontology annotation, molecular function: cyclin-dependent protein serine/threonine kinase activity; ATP binding. NCBI's taxonomy places the organism in Eukaryota, Metazoa, Chordata, Actinopteri, Osmeriformes, Osmeridae. The transcript is spliced from 9 exons.
UGCAGUGACGGUGACGGGCAACUGUCGUUGGAUGACUUGCCUACCGUUGUUCUCAGAGACGCGCUAGUUUCCAUGGGAAAAGGGAAAUGCACAUAAGCGUCUAAUCACUCCGCUCGUUCUCGCAAUAGGCUAUAGUCUUUGACACCGACAAGGCAACAACAUAAACAACAAUAUGACGUGAAGCCCAUUGCUUUUGGAGUUCGUGGACUCAUUAGGACGGGUGUGAAACCAUAGGCUACAGGUGUUGGCGAAGCACGGUAACGGUCGCAUGUUUGCGUUUUAACUGAACGAACCAGUUAACAAAUGUAAUGGAAAUGACCAGAAUUGAGGUUUGAUACAAAGUUCUAUACAAAAUGUAAACGUGACAUAGGCUGCAGAGUACAAAUAUGAAGAUGGUACCCUCAUAUGCAUCAGGGGUAUGGGAAAAUAAUUUUCCUUACAAAUUCAGUCCAUGACAGUCCUCUCUGAAUCUAAAACUAAAUUGCUGAUGGAGAAAUACGAGAAACUGGCCAAGAUCGGAGAGGGAUCCUACGGCGUGGUUUUCAAAUGCAGACACAGAGACAGUGGCCAGAUAGUUGCCAUCAAGAAGUUUGUUGAGUCAGAAGACGAUCCAGUCAUCAAGAAGAUAGCACUCAGAGAAAUACGUAUGCUGAAGCAGCUGAAGCACGUGAACCUGGUAAACCUCCUGGAGGUGUUCCGGAGGAAGAGACGUCUUCAUCUGGUGUUUGAGUUCUGUGAGCAGACUGUUCUCAACGAGCUAGACAAACACCCCAGAGGGUACGUUUGUCUUCAUCUCUCUCGUUUAAUGACAGAUAGUCUUAGUGUCCCUGAGGCUCAGUUGAAGAGUAUAGUUUGGCAGACUUUACAGGCAGUGAACUUCUGUCACAGACACAACUGUAUCCACCGCGACGUGAAGCCAGAGAACAUCCUACUCACAAAGACGGGAGUGAUCAAGCUCUGCGACUUCGGCUUUGCCAGGAUCCUCACGGGGCCAGGGGACGAAUACACAGACUACGUGGCGACCCGCUGGUACCGUGCUCCAGAGCUGCUGGUGGGUGAUACCCAAUACGGCCCGGCAGUGGAUGUGUGGGCGCUGGGGUGCGUCUUCGCAGAGCUUCUCCACGGGAACCCCCUCUGGCCCGGAAGAUCGGAUGUAGACCAGCUGUACCUCAUCAGGAGAACACUAGGCGACCUCAUCCCGCGCCACCAGCAGGUGUUCCGCUCCAACGUGUUCUUCAGCGGAGUCAGCAUCCCUGAGCCUGACACCACGGAGCCCCUGGAGAAGCGCUUUCAUGCCGUGCCUCCACACGCGCUCACCGUCAUGAAGUCGUGCCUGGUGAUGGACCCUUCCCUGCGCCUGUCCUGUGAGGAGCUGCUGGAGCUGCCUUACUUCCAGGAAGACGGAGGAGGCAGCUGGGGCCGCGAGGGCGAGCGUCCAGGGAGACGCCAUGACAAGGGCACCAGGCGCAGGCAGGCAGGGCCUCAGUAUCUGCCUCAACUGCAAAGCAGCAACAUCUCACCAGCACCUGAUAUCAAGAAACAAGUCAAACACAGAUAUGACCAUCACCUCCCCAACAUCUAACACGGAGACCGGGGAAACACGAAACUCUGAAUUCCAAAAGAAAAAAAGAGUGACCAUAUGAGAGAAUAGUUGUUGUGCACUGUCAGGCCUUGGGUAGCGAUGUGUGUGUGUGUGUGUAUGACAGAGUGAGUAGUUUUGGGGGUAAAGAGUGUUUAAUCUUUAAAUGGGAAGACUGCACUUUAGAUAAAUAAGUUAAUGUGUUACGGUUUAAAGGACGUUGAUUAGUUGUUGUCGGGUAACUACUCGAUUAACAAAAGUAAAGCUGCAGAAAAUGUGUUAGAUUAGUGAGUAGAAAGGAGAAGUUAGUAGCCUGUUAUGCUCAGAAUGUUGCUUAAGCCAGGCUAUAGUGUCACUACAAAAAAACAUUGUUUUUUUUCAACAAAUAUCACUGGUGUGCCAACAUCUCUGGGAGAAAUGCACUAUAUAUAUAUAUAUCAUUAUAAUUUAAACCGAUACUUUCUUCUUCCAGUUGGACAUUAUAUAGACAGUCUUUUAAAUAAUUGAUUUAAUCCCCAUCAAUUAAGUUAGUAAUUGAUGUAUCUUAUUAAUAGUGGAUAGUUAGGAAAAUAUACAACAAUUUUGACAAAUGUACAUUAUAUUUCAAAAACAUUCCCUUUUUCUUAAUAAUAUCCAUUCUGUGUAAUAAAGUUCAUAUUGACAUCAAUAGACAAGUAGGAAAAUUGUAUAAUAUUUAAUAAAAUCUAUGAUGAAAGUAUAUAUAUUGUGUUGG